GCUUCAGAGGUACAGUAAUGGCGAUGUUGUCCGCUGCAGCUCUAUUAGAUGAACUUAUGGGGGCAGAUAGAGAUCUUGCCCCCGAUCAAAAAGGAAAAUCAACACACUGGUCUGACCCUCAGGUCUGUAAAUACCAUUUAUGUGGAUUUUGUCCGUCGGAGCUUUUUAUAAAUACCAGAUCAGAUUUAGGCCCAUGUGAAAAAAUGCAUGAUGACAAGCUAAAAGCUGCCUAUGAAAAGAGUAGUCGAUUUGGUCAAAUGGGGUACGAAGAAGAUUUCUUACGUUACCUUCAAAGUAUCAUGACUGAUGUUGAAAGAAGAAUACGAAGAGGUCACGCUAGACUCAUACCAAGAGAAAAGGAAAAUCCAGGUGUCAAAGUUGAUAGCGAGAAGGAACAGAUGUUGACCCAAAAAAUCAAUACUUUGGUUGAACAGGUUGAGGAACUUGGGUCUGAAGGCAAAGUAGAAGAAGCCCAAGGUGUAAUGAAACUGAUAGAUCAGCUAAAAGAUGAAAAAGAACAGUUAAAUGGGAAGGGAAGAGAUCCCAAUCACAUGACAUCACAGGAGAAACAGAUGGAAGUAUGUGAGGUCUGUGGUGCUUUUCUCAUUGUUGGUGAUGCUCAGACCAGAGUAGAUGAUCAUCUUCAAGGCAAGCAACAUAUGGGCUAUGCAAGGAUCAAAUCUACACUCGAAGAGUUCAGGUCACGUCCUUGGAAAAAUGCACGGAACAAAGAUAAGGAACUGGAUGUUGAAAAGCCAAAAGAAAGGGAUAUUAGAGACCGUGAUCGUGAUAGGGAAAGAGAUCGUGGCCGAGAUAGGGAUAGGGAUAGAGAGAGGAGGAGGGAUCGGGACAGAGAUAGAGGCAGUGAUCGUGACAGAGAUAGGAGACGUGAUCGAGAUAGGGACCGUGAUCGUGACCGUGAUCGUGAUAGGGAUGCAGACAGAGACCGCCGCAAGGAACGUGACAGGGAAAGAACCAGAGAAGACAGCAAAGACUAUAAAGAUAAGUCCAGAAGAUCCCGUAGCAGGUCCCGUGAGAGAUCCAACAGAGACAGCAGAGACAGCAAAGAUAAGGAGUCUAGUGAAAAACGAAGAUCAAGCUCUCCACGCCACUCCAGAUCCCCACAUUGAGUCCACCUCGUCAAGUUCACAUGGCAUGGUUGGUUUCAAAGCUGUCUUUGAAGAUUUUGCCUUAGACUAGUCAUGAAGAAGCUCAUCAUAAAGGUACCCAGAAGGUACUUUAAAUGUGAUAGUUUGUAAACUGUAUUUUAGGGAUAGAAAUGUUUUUUUGUUGCUUUAAUUAAUAUUAGUAUUAGCUGAAAAUAGCCUUCAAUAGCUAAGCUUAUUCCAGUGCUUAUUUUCAUUGUUGGAUUUACAGACUUAUGCAUACAUAUUGGUAGUUGCUUUAGCAUGUGGCUGGUAAAUUAUAAAUGUUCUCAAGGUCCAGUUUUGGUGCUGAAUAUCUGAUUUAAUCUGCAAUUUGUAAGGUACUGAAUGCAUGAAGGAUUUAUGUCUAAUUGCAACAUACCAUCAUUGCCAAUUAAACUUUUAACUCCCCCAUCACUAAAUCAACUAUCAAAUUAAAUCAUUGAAUUAAAUAAAGUUUCCUGUGCAAUAAUUGGAGCAUAAAAAUGUUUAUCAUUUAAACCAGGCCUUGGUUUUUGCCGCAGAUUUAAAUGUAUCAGUCAUUCCGAGGUUUAAGGAAAAAACUGGGUUGAGUUGGUAUUGUAGGACUUUCUUAGGGGACAAAAAGGACACUAUAUUGGAAAUAUAAUAUUCCCUAAAAACAGCCCAAAAAAUGCACUGAAAUACCAACCCAGUUUUUUUCUCAACCUCGGGAAUGGCUAAUAACAUGUUUGAUUCAAAAUAGUUAAUGCUUCAAACAAGUCCAAUAGUUCUCAGGUUAUUUAUGCUGCAAUACCUAAAUGUUGCUAGUGGCAUUAGUUUAGGACAAAAAUGUGAUAUGAAUGAUUGUAUGGUGGUUUGAUUUACCUUAACUUUCUCCAUUCAACAUAGUGAUUUUGUUAUUUGUCCUAUUUAUAAAAACUAUGUAGUACAUUACUCGGUAAUAAUCAUCAACUUCUUUGUCCAAUAAACCGUGUGGUUAAAUGAC
Messenger RNA from Actinia tenebrosa (Australian red waratah sea anemone), 2112 nucleotides. Its product is annotated as luc7-like protein 3. The record is from RefSeq and is a predicted model, not a curated record. Gene Ontology annotation, cellular component: U1 snRNP. Gene Ontology annotation, molecular function: mRNA binding. Gene Ontology annotation, biological process: mRNA splice site recognition. NCBI's taxonomy places the organism in Eukaryota, Metazoa, Cnidaria, Anthozoa, Actiniaria, Actiniidae.